Messenger RNA from Contarinia nasturtii (swede midge), 841 nucleotides. RefSeq lists its product as uncharacterized. NCBI's taxonomy places the organism in Eukaryota, Metazoa, Arthropoda, Insecta, Diptera, Cecidomyiidae. The transcript has 2 exons. The record is from RefSeq and is a predicted model, not a curated record. The coding region runs from base 164 to 604 and encodes 146 amino acids.
AAAAAAUGUCUAGUGUCAAACUGUCAAAACAUACAUCGACAUUCAUUAACAACUAUUUGUCAUCAAUUGUUGUGAAUUAGGCGUGGACUUUGUGGAAUAUUUAUUUUGUUUAUAAAAAAUCAUUUUUACCAAUUCAAACAUACUAAAAAACGACCUGAACAAAAUGAAUUCAAUGAAAAUAAUUGCUUGUACAAUAUUAUUUGCAUCCAUAAUUUCUUCUUGUGCUGCACUUGAAUGCUAUGUGUGUUCAAAUCAAACAGAGAAUACUGAAAAAUGUCUGAAUACUAUUAAAACAUGCGAACAAGGAGAAGAUGUUUGUUUGACAGAGAUCCGAUGGGGCAGUCAACCAUAUUUCACUCAAGGUGCACUGAAGCAGUACUAUGUUUCAAAAAGGUGUUCAACCAAAAAGCUAUGUACAACCAUUCGUCGAAAGUACAUGCCGUAUUGUACCCACAUUUGGUAUGAAGAUUGGCUUUGUUCGGAAUGUUGCCAGGGUGACAGAUGUAAUUAUUAUGUUAUUAGCGGUUCUGAACGGCUAUCGUACUACUUAUGGUACGUUUCGGCAGUAAUUACAUUAUUGGUUUAUCCAAUACUUUCACUGUAAACGAAGACACAAAAAAAAUUAAUCAUAUUGACAUUGAAAAAGAUAAAAAAAAAAAUCAAAUUUCGAUCAAUUUGAGGUCAAAUCGAGUUACUUUAUUUGUAAGAUCGUCAAAAAUCACAAUCGUGUGCCUUAAAAAUUUACUGUUUUAUUUGUAAAUCAUUCGUACCGUCCAUUUAAUUAAAAUAUUGUAAAAUGAUCUGUAACGAUUCCGUCCAAACGAUUUAAAAAAUAGUUUCA